AUGCCGACCGUCAAAGGCAAGAAGAAAAAACCCAAGAAGGAAGCGAGUCAAGACGAUCCUCCAGCAGAAGUUGCUGUGGAGAUGGAGGAGGUCAAGAACAGGAAGAACUCUCAAGGCUCUGUGUGUUUUAACCCAGAACCAUAUGACUCUGCGCCACUCAAAAAGAAGAAGAAGAAGAGGACACCCACCAUCGAUCUGGAGACAGAGCCUGACGUUCCGAAUGGAGAGAUGGCAGAACAGACCGAGGAGGAGUCUGUCCCGGUGACCAAGAGGACCAAACGCAAGAGGAAAGCUCGCACCACAGACAGUUGCAGUACUGAGCUUCUACCAGAGGGGGAGGUGGACACUCGCUUAUCACCUGUGCUCUCCGCAGCCCAAACCUACAACCAAGCCUCCGGGAGGGUGUUUGUGGAGCGCCACCGGCGGUUCCAGUCUGAGCAGCAGAGACACUCGGACCUGAUGGAGGACUACCUGGACCCGCGAGCCGCCUGGAGCACCAGGGACGUGGCCCUGAGAGUCCACAGUGGCUUCAGAGUGGUGGGUCUCUUUUCAAACGGGUUCCUGGCGGGCUUCUCUGUGUGGAACAUCAUCGUGGUGUAUGUUCUGGCUGGAGAGCAGAUGACCACGCUGCCAAACCUGCUGCAGCAGUACCACGCUCUGGCUUAUCCUGCUCAGUCCCUGCUCUACCUCCUGCUGGCCCUGAGCACUGUGUCAGCCUUUGACAGGGUAAAUUUGGCCAAAGCCUCGAUGGCUCUGAGAGGAUUUCUGACGCUGGACCCUGCAGCUCUGGCCUCUUUCUUGUACUUUGUGGCUCUGAUUCUGUCCCUGUCUCAACAAAUGACCAGCGAUCGCAUAAACCUGUAUCCUACGGCCAACACUACUCUGUGGGUUCCGGGUUCAGAGCAGCAGAUCCUCAGGCCCUGGGUGGUAGUGAACCUGGUGGUGGCGCUGUUGGUGGGACUGGCCUGGGCUGUGGUCUCCACCCGGCCAGACAUAGACUACACUGAGGACUUCCUGGUGACGAUGGAGGUAGACGGUUAUCCACGAGGGACAGAGGAAAACCAGGACGUCCCGGCCUAA
Molecule: messenger RNA, 1080 nt
Organism: Knipowitschia caucasica
Lineage: Eukaryota; Metazoa; Chordata; Actinopteri; Gobiiformes; Gobiidae
Source: the annotation of a GenBank genome assembly